AUGUCUCUCAAGACCGUCGCUGCUACUGCUAUCCUUGCCGCCGCCAACUUGGUGGCUGGCCACGGUGCUAUCAUCGGCGCUACCGGCGAGCUCGGUGGCACUGGUAUGGCCCUCGGUGUUGAUCUCAGCACUCCUCGUGACGGAACCCGUCGCGACCCCUUCCAGGCCGAUUCCACCCGCUUCAAGGGUGAGGCCGCCGACACCUUCGGCGAGACCGUCGGUGCUGGCACCAACGACCUGGAGACUGGCACCAAGGCCAUCAUGGCCGCCACUGGCGACCAGCUUCCCCAGAUCCGUGCCGGUGGCACCAUCGACAUGACCGUCCACCAGGUCAACGGUGACGGCGGUGGCCCCUACGACUGCAUGAUCAACGGUGAUGCCACUGGCGCCACCUGGACCAACAUCAACGUCCCCGUCACCGUUCCCGGCCAGAACUCCCGCAACCGCGCUGGUGCCAUGACCGACUUCCCCAUCAAGGCCGAGAUCCCCGCUGGCCAGACUUGCACUGGUACCGUCGCCGGCCAGAGCAACGUCUGCUUGGUCCGUUGCCAGAACGCUGCUCGCGCCGGUCCCUUCGGUGGUGUCGUCCCCGUCCAGAUGGCUCAGGCUGGCAACACUCCCGCCGCCGCUCGCCGCAACCUCGCUCGCGCUGUUGCUGAGUCUGACCGCCAGUUCAAGCGCAUGAUGAAGCGCGCCAUGGCCAUUGAGGCCACCGACUUCGAGGACGAGGAGUAA
This is a messenger RNA of Colletotrichum paranaense, 735 nucleotides long. RefSeq lists its product as uncharacterized. The transcript is spliced from 2 exons. Bases 1 to 735 code for a protein of 244 amino acids. The record is from RefSeq and is a predicted model, not a curated record. NCBI's taxonomy places the organism in Eukaryota, Fungi, Ascomycota, Sordariomycetes, Glomerellales, Glomerellaceae.